This is a messenger RNA of Ictalurus punctatus (channel catfish), 6184 nucleotides long. RefSeq names its product STE20-like kinase b (gene slkb). The transcript has 18 exons. Gene Ontology annotation, biological process: protein phosphorylation. Gene Ontology annotation, molecular function: protein serine/threonine kinase activity; ATP binding. Bases 737 to 3658 code for a protein of 973 amino acids. Lineage: Eukaryota; Metazoa; Chordata; Actinopteri; Siluriformes; Ictaluridae. The record is from RefSeq and is a predicted model, not a curated record.
UGUCCUGUGCUCCCUAUGUGGGGCGCUGUGUGUUAAACAGGAAGCGAUUCGGGAUGGAACCCAGAACUUCCACAGCCUCAGGAGCAGGGGAGAGGAGGACGUGCAACACCGUGAACGCGCACUGGCAAUCCGCUAUAUUAUUAGUGCUCCAGUCCUGAUGAACUGACUCUUCGGGCACAUUUGCACUGGAAUAAAAACCACAGCAUCAGGGAUGAACUAAUUCACAGUGGAUUUUAUUUAUUUAUUUAUGUAUUUGUUUAUUUAUGAAAUCUGUCCACGGAUCCCUCUUUCACUUUGGAAGCUUUGGAGUGUUGUCGAUAAGAGCGGAUCAGCACCAGCGUUUUCUUUUCCUUUCCUUUCCCUUGGAUUUACUUUAGAUUGGGACCCUAUGCAGAUUUCUUUUCAAAACCGGUCGUGAACACGAGAUGUGUGGUGUGUGACACCGCCAGGCUUCGUGCUUGAGCUUGUGUUUGUUUACACGGGCAUGUUAAUCAGCUCCGAUGUAAAUAAAUGGGAGGGUGUUGAUGUAGUUAUCUAGCCAACUCAGACAUUUACUAGAAGUAAGUAAUCUUUGUAAGAAUGGCUUAAAAGUGACCUCUAGUCAAUCCACAAUGCCCAUGCGAUAGUGUAACCCCACCUGAACAAUAGCAAAUGCACUAGUAGGUGCGUCUACGAGACCUUUUCCACGGACAAAUAUCAACUCUUCUAUCGGUCAACUGAACACUUUGUUGCCACCAUGGCUUUCUUUAAUUUUCGGAAAAUCUUCAAGCUUGGUCCGGAGAGGAAGAAGAAGCAGUACGAACACGUCCACAGAGACGUGAAUCCGGAGGAAAGCUGGGAAAUUGUCGGGGAAUUAGGAGACGGAGCUUUUGGGAAGGUGUACAAGGCUCAGAACAAGCAUUCGGGCAUUUUGGCUGCGGCGAAGGUGAUUGACACUAAGACGGAAGAAGAGCUGGAGGAUUACAUGGUGGAGAUUGAGAUACUGGCAUCUUGUAAUCAUGACAACAUUGUCAAGCUUUUGGAUGCCUUCUAUUAUGAGAGCAAACUCUGGAUUCUGAUCGAGUUUUGUGCUGGAGGUGCUGUGGAUGCAGUGAUGCUUGAGUUGGAGAGGCCACUGACUGAGCCACAGAUCAGGGUGGUGUGUAAGCAGACUCUCGAUGCGUUGCUCUACCUGCAUGAGAACAAAGUCAUCCACCGAGACCUGAAGGCUGGAAACAUCCUGCUCACACUUGAUGGUCAAGUCAAACUUGCGGAUUUCGGGGUGUCUGCCAAAAACACAAAAACGCUCCAGAGACGAGACUCCUUCAUUGGAACCCCAUACUGGAUGGCACCAGAGGUGGUGAUGUGCGAGACUUCGAAGGACAGGCCAUAUGACUUCAAGGCAGAUAUCUGGUCCCUCGGCGUCACCCUGAUUGAGAUGGCCCAGAUCGAGCCACCCAAUCAUGAGAUGAACCCCAUGAGGGUGCUCCUAAAAAUCGCCAAGGCCGACCCGCCCACACUUAUGCAGCCCUCCAAAUGGUCUCCAGAGUUCAGUGACUUUCUGAGACAUGCUCUGGAUAAGAAUCUAGACAACAGAUGGAGCGCAACACAGCUCCUUCGGCACCCAUUUGUGAGCAGCGUUACUGAUAGUAAACCACUACGAGAGCUGAUAGCAGAAGCCAAAGCUGAAGUCACAGAGGAGAUAGAGGAGUCGAAGGAGGACGAUGAGGAAGAUGAUCACGAGGGACAGCUGCUGAUUCCUGGACACAAGCGUGCUUCAUCUGACAUCAGUAUUGGAAGCUCUGAGGAUGAGAAGCUUUCUCAGUCACCUUCUACCUUGGAAGCGGUUCCAGAAAAAAAUGAGGAAUUUGGUGUUCCUAAGAGCCCGACGGCUGAACCUGAAAUUUCCAAUUCCAUCCCGAAUGUACCAGAACCAUCUACUGAAGAACCUGCAGAGGAAUCAGUUUCCAACAUGAAACCUCAGGAUCAAGAAGAUGAGAACAUUGUAGAAAUCAAGCCAGAUGUACCUUCUACUCCACUACAUAUACUGGAGUCACCAGAGGAGAUGAAAAAUAUGGGAGAUAAGGUGGGCCCAGCUGUUGAUAAUGUGACCGUAAUCAAGAACAUGGAUGCAGCGGUGAAGGACGAGCUCACACCUGAGAAUUCCAUCAAGCAGGUUGAUGGACCUAUUGCAGUGCCCGAAGAGAAACCUAUGCCUCUGACUUCUCCUGUGAAAGAACAGGAUAAAGGUGAAACGCCUUCUCCAGAGAAUGAAAGUCCUCUGAAGCCCAGAUUUCAAAAGAAAGCCUCUGGAAGUGGGUCAGCAGCAGAUAACAGCAGCAUCGACCUAAACCUGUCCAUCUCCAGCUUCAUAAACAAAUCCAAAGAGGCAGGAUCGAUUUCUGUACAGGAAAGGAAGCGUCAGAAGAAGACCCUGAAAAAAACCCGCAAGUUCAUCGUGGAUGGAGUGGAAGUUAGCGUAACGACGUCCAAGAUUGUCACGGAUAAUGACACCAAAAACGAGGAGAUGAGAUUCCUAAGACGUCAAGAGCUACGAGAGCUGAGGUUGUUGCAGAAAGAGGAGCAGAGAGCCCAACAGCAGCUCAGCAACAAACUACAGCAGCAGAGGGAGCAGAUCUCCAGACGUUUCGAGCAGGAGACCGCUAUCAAGAAGCGUCAGUACGAUACAGAGGUGGAGAACAUGGAGCGGCAGCAGAAGCAGACUGUUGAGCGACUCGAGCAAGAGCACACCAACCACCUCCGCGAUGAGGCCAAGAGGAUCAAAGGCGAGCAGGACAAGGAGCUGUCAAAGAUUCAAAACAUGCUAAAGAACCGCAAGAAAGAGGAGCAGGAGUUCUUGCAGAAACAGCAGCAGGAACUGGAUGGCGCUCUGAAGAAGAUUAUCCAGCAACACAAGUGUGAGGUGGCCACCGUGGAAAGAGGCUGCCUCAACCACAAACAGCAGCUACUCCGAGCAAGGGAGGUAGCAAUGUGGGAGCUAGAAGAGCGGCAUCUACAGGAGAAACACCAACUAUUUAAGCAGCAACUCAAGGACCAGUAUUUCAUGCAGAGACACCAGCUACUCAAAAGACAUGAGAAGGAAAUGGAGCAGAUGCAGCGAUACAACCAGCGACUGGUGGAGGAAAUGAAGACAAAGCAAACCCAGGAGAGGACCAGACUUCCCAAGAUCCAGCGCAGUGAAGCAAAGACGCGCAUGGCCAUGUUUAAAAAGAGCCUGCGCAUCGCCUCCCCCGGGCUCACCCCCGAACAGGAGAGGGAAAAGAUCAAACAGUUUGCAGCACAGGAGGAGAAGAGGCAGAAGAAUGAGAGACUCCAUCAGCAUCAGAAACAUGAGAACCAGAUGAGGGACUUGCAGUUGCAGCGUGAUGCCAAUGUUAGAGAGCUGCAGCAGUUACAGAAUGAGAAGUGCCAUCUGCUUAUUGAACAUGAGACACAGAAGUUAAAGGAGCUGGACGAGGAGCACAGCGUCGAGCUGAAGGACUGGAGAGAGAAACUGCGGCCCAGGAAAAAGACACUAGAGGAGGAGUUUGCACGGAAGGUUCAAGAACAGGAAAUCUUCUUCAAGAUGAGCGGAGAGUCCGAGUGCCUUAACCCAUCAACUCAGAGUCGCAUCUCCAAGUUCUACCCUGUGCCCACUGUCCACUCCACCGGGUUUUAACACACACACACACACACACACACACAUGUACAGAUAUACACACUACACAUGUUCCUACAUAAACUCACAUACUGUAUGUAUUACUCAAGUAAAACUCUUAUAUAAAGGCAUUAUACAACUACAAACUACAUUCUGCACAUUGAUGGCUUUUAGGAUAUGCACCUACCUACAUGUUGUGAAUGAACAUUUAGCUGCCAUGACCCCCUGAAUGAGGUCAUACAGGAUCAAAUGCAGGGGAUCACUUAAUGUAAAGGGGUUUUGCAGAUAAUAUUUCUGUGGAUGGACGGAUGUAUUCACACGAGAAGGUUCACAUUUUACAAUAAUCAGGCAGCUUCUCUAUGUUUUCUAUUAUAUUCAUGCUUAGCUAAGACAUAGGCCAAGCAUUGAUAACAUUGGUUAAUGUUUCAAUUCUAGUUAGUUAAGUAUUAAUUCAGUGGGUUUAGCACCAAGAUAAUUUGACUGAAAGCUGAAAUUUAAAUAAAUGAACCCCCUUGCCAUUUGCACAAAAUUAUUAAAGAACACUAGAAGCAAGUUGGUUAAAAGAAUAAUUGCUACAACACAUUAGAAUGUGAUACCUAUAAUGAAGGAAGUGACUUAAAUGACAUGCGAUCAUGUGGUCUAAUUUCUCAAAUGCAGUGUGUCCAAAUGAAGGAACGAACGUCUGCUGAAGACUUACAUUUCUGUCUCACACGACUAUAAGUGUAUUUUUAACAUUUUUUUGGUUCUUUUGUUUAAUUUGCCGUAUAUUCAUAGUGUCAGUCGUACUGUUUUCUACACAUAUCAGAUCAAGUUUACCCAAACUCAAAGCUGUUGUAUAUGCGGUGGUAGGAAAAAGUGUGUAAUGCACUGUUGAAGAAGAAUCUGCAAUAUGAAAUUUUAACUUUGACACAUUUUGAAACAUAUCAGACCUUUUGCUUUCUUUUCUUUAAGGUGCACUUUAGCACCAAAUUCUGUGUUUGAUUUUAAUUCCGAUCGCAUGUUUUUAGAGACUCUUUGCUGUUAAUUAUCACUAUAAACCAUAUUCUUUGUAGUUUAUUUACAUUUUACAUUUUUAUAAACUACAGUAACCUUUUUUUUUUUUUUUUUUUAGCUUUAUCAUGCCAUCUAUGCUUUAACACAGGGGCUCCCAAACUUUUACAGGGCAAGGCCCCCCAAAUGGCAUUAACAUUUGACCGAGGCCCCCCGUUUGCAAGAUGUCUUUAAAACACAUUAAAAAUACAGACACCUGAAUAUAUCUCCCUUUUUUAUUAAUGAUAACAUCUUACAUCUUUACAUUACAUUACAUUAGGAAUUGAGUGUGUGUGUGUGUGUGUGUGUGUGUGUGUGUGUGUGUGUGUGUGUCUGAGAGUGAGAAAGAGAAAACAUACUAGUGAGAGGGACCGGCAGACCAAAUUGUUGAGGCCCGCCGGGCGCCCCCUGGUGGCCUCCAAGGGGGCUGCGGCCCCCCACUUUGAAAACCACUGCUUUAACAGACCAAACGUGAAUUCUCACUGAAUUCAUCAUUAAAAUGUGGCAGUUGAGGAGGGGGUGAUACACUGACAUUUAAAUACAAAACAAAACUUAUUUAAGUCAGUGCUUAUUUUCUGUAGCAAAUCAUAAAUUAACUUCAUGAGCAUGCAUUUUCCACAAACUGAUGACAAACUGGUAAGACCUAUUUUAAUUAGAUAUACAUUUAAACACUUUUGUAGCUGGGUGGAAUGAGGGAAGAUGUCCUGUCCUUUAUACUAUUAAUUAUAAAUUUCACUGUCUAGCUAGAGUUAGCAUUACUAGCUAGAAACUCUGGCAAAUUGGCCACUAGGUUACUAGAAGGAGCCAAUAACUGUAGCAAGGUAAGUAGAGAAAAUAUCCUGAUAUAAAAAUAAAAUAAAAACAUGAAAGAAAUCUACAAGGCUUAUUGUAAUCAUUCUAACCUAAGCUCAGGAAUUCUAAAUAGUGAAGGUGAUUUUGUUGAAUUUCAUGGAAACUUUUCCAAUUACGUUAUACGUUGUGUAGAAGGCUUUACACAUUGUGUUGAAUGGACUUCUUUCCCUGUAUAACAUUUUGAUUAUUAUUACAAAAAUAAAAUGCACAUUCUUAAAGGAUGAGGCUUUCUCCAUUCUACCUUUUUAUACUAUGGACAGUUUCUUUCCAAGUAUGCAUCUAAUUCAGACUACAUUUGUCUGAUUAUAUUUCUUUUUAUCGUGACCCUGGCAGCUGUGGCUCAGGUUGUAGAGCAGGUUGUCCACUAAUCGUAGGGUUGGCGGUUCAAUUCCCGGCCCACGUGACUCCACAUGCCGAAGUGUCCUUGGGCAAGACACUGAACCCCAAGUUGCUCCUGAUGGCAAGUUAGCGCCUUGCAUGGCAGCUCUGCUACCAUUGGUGUGUGAGUGUGUGUGUGAAUGGGUGACUGAGACAGUGUAAAGCGCUUUGGAUAAAAGCGCUAUAUAAGUGCGCCAUUUACGAUUUUACCCUUUUUAUGUGCAUUUUUUAGUGUAUAAUGUACUCAUGUCAGUGUUUGUGAAUUAAAAUAAAUAUUGCUGAUUUGCA